Messenger RNA from Hibiscus syriacus, 1300 nucleotides. RefSeq names its product probable beta-1,4-xylosyltransferase IRX9H. Gene Ontology annotation, biological process: glucuronoxylan biosynthetic process; plant-type secondary cell wall biogenesis. Gene Ontology annotation, cellular component: Golgi membrane. Gene Ontology annotation, molecular function: xylosyltransferase activity; galactosylgalactosylxylosylprotein 3-beta-glucuronosyltransferase activity. The record is from RefSeq and is a predicted model, not a curated record. The transcript has 4 exons. Bases 39 to 1220 code for a protein of 393 amino acids. Lineage: Eukaryota; Viridiplantae; Streptophyta; Magnoliopsida; Malvales; Malvaceae.
GAUCCAAUUAUGUGAUUUUCCUUUAAUUUACUAAUCCAAUGGCUUCGAUCCGCCGAGCUCUCUCGCCAGCACAUCGCGACCGUUCAUACCAGAACGGCGCCGGGUUCUCCUCUCCGGCUAACAAGUUUUUAACCAACGGAAGUGGUAAACACUUCCCCUUUUCUUCCUCGUCUUCGCAUUUACGGCCUUUGUUCACCGCCGUAAAUUUAGUGUACCGCAAAGGAUGGCGGCGGUCUUUUUGUAGGUGUCUCUUAUUUUUCGUAAUAGGAUUUGUUUUCGGAGUUGCUCCGUUUGGAUACACGGAUACCGAUGUCCGUACCAAGGAUUUCGCUUUCCCCGACCUCAAGCCGCCACCUGUCAACCUCCAAUUGGACUAUCAGGAUGUUUCUUCUGUUUCAUUGGGCGUCAAUACGAGAUUGGCGGAACAAAAGGAAGUUGCCGAUUUAAUCGAGCCGUUGAAGCAGUUAAUCGUCAUUACGCCGACUUGUAAUCGGGGAUUCCAGUCGUAUUUCUUGAACAGGUUAGGGCACGUUUUAAGGUUAGUGAAGCCGCCGUUGGUUUGGAUGGUGGUGGAUGAGAAAGCUGCGUCGCUUGAGACGGAAGAGAUUUUGAGGAAAACCGGGGUUAUGUAUCGGCACUUGGUGUCUACGCUCAACUCUAGCAGCGUGAAGGAGAGAACUGUUCAUCAGAGAAAUGCCGCUUUGGAACAUAUUGAACGGCAUAAGCUCGACGGGAUCGUUUUUUUUUUUGCCGAUGAAGACAAUUUCUACACGCUCGAGCUGUUUGAAAGCUUGAGAACUAUAAGCCGUUUCGGAACUUGGCCUGUUGCCAUGCUUGCACAAAGCAAAAACAAGGCAAUUCUGGAAGGUCCAGCGUGCAAUGCUAGUCAAGUAAUUGGAUGGCACAGAAACGAGAAAAUUAAAAGAUUUCGUAGGUUUCAUGCUGAUAUGCCGGGAUUUGCUUUCAACAGCACUAUCUUGUGGGAUCCAAAGAGAUGGGGACGCCCCUUCUCAAACCCAGUUCGACAGUUAGACAAGGAGAGGUUCCAAGAAACUACAUUUAUAGAACAAGUUGUGGAAGAUGAAAGUCAAAUGGAAGGUAUACCACACAGUUGUUCGAGGAUUAUGAACUGGCAUCUCCAUUUAGAUAUGGACAAUCUUGUUUAUCCCAAAGGAUGGCUACUUGAGAAGAAUCUCGAGGAUACCUUGCCAGUUAAAUGAUGGAAGCUCCUCUCUACAAUUCUUUUAUGUUGAGGGCUUAAUCGGUUGUGCCUAUAAUAUCUGCUGAUGGCACAUUAUUC